CAGCCUGGGCCGGGGGAGACGGGCUUCCCUAGGACGGAGCGUCGGGCCCGACCGGCUAGCCGGCCUCAUCACAAGCUGCAGGCUACUGCCCCGAGGAUGCAGAUGAAUCCACAUCCUCGAAAGCAAAAGUCCAACAGAACGACUUUUUCGCAAUCGACUGGCCAGUUCCCUUCGAAUCCUAACUUACACGGAUUGCGCCAGUCAGAAAGAGAUGCCUACGAACUCAUUGCGGAAUUUCUAGAUCAAGGACAAGGGUCCGAGUUGGAAAAGCUGAAGUUCCUGAGGGCCGUGGAAACCUUGAGCAGCGCUGUUCACGCCCAGCCAAAUGGCAAUAUGAAUGAUUAUUUUUCCAAAGCCAUUCUGGCCAGGAAAAUUGAGGUAUUAAUCCUUGAAGAAAUCACCGAGGCCUUGGUCAGCAAUGUGCGUCCGCAAGCCAUGCUCUGCAUCGUGGCUCUGAGCCAGGUGAAUCCACCGUUCUACUUAUCCCAGAAACUGGACCUGGUAAAUGCCUGCAUCUCUAGCAUAUUCUCUCUGCCACUUAUCAUGCCCAGUCUAGACCGAAAGGAGAGCGCUAGUCUCUACCUCCAGACGAUCCAAGCCUUAGAUGACAUGUUACAAGCUCUCGUGAUGGAGGAUAUGGAACCCAAUAUGCCCAUACUGCAGAACUUCCUGGAGAUCAUCUUGCCUUGGUUAACGCUGUCAGAGAAAGUGCACGAACAGAGCCGGGCCUUGGGCACCAUCUCCCGGAUGCUGAGGUUUAUUUGCAAUUUCCCAGAACUGUCGCACUUGACAGAGUUCUCCAUCACUGGGAAGCUCAUGGGCAUCCUAGGCCUGUUCUGCAUGAACACCAACUAUGAGAUCAGCGCAGAGGCCUCGGAGGCACUGCAUUACUUGUUCAAAAUCCUUGUGCUUCAUAGAAGUCUGAAGCAGAAGACGGAGGGCAUCCUGAAGGAGCUGCAGAAGCAUUUCCGGGGAGGAUGGUUUGCCAACAUCCAGAGUCUCACAAUGUUCUUCCGGAAAUACCUGACCCCUGAAGAGAGAGCAGAUGUGAUCAUGGUGUCAAUGGAGACUAUGAGCAGUGCCAGCAGGCAUGACGUCUGUGCGGCUUCCAAGAUGCUAAAGAUGAUCCUGAAGCACUCGCUGCCGGAAAUCGGGAAGGUGCCAGAAAUCAUCCAGUACACUUACCACAAUAUGAACAGCAUCACUGAAACUACGGCCCAAGGGACCAUAGAGAAGAUCCUUUACCUGCUGGCCCAGACCUACACCGAUGAAGUUAUCCUGACACUAUUUAAGAUGGAAGAUCAGUCACAAAGGGGAGUUCACAAGCCCUGGGAAAUCCUGGCAUCAUUCCCCAAAGGCUAUGAAGUGAUCAUGGAAUUUCUGCUGCAGAAACUGACUCCACACCAGAAAUCAAAGAGCCAGGAGCCCAGCCACAGGAGAGAGAUCUCUCCGUUGAUUGCCACCAGGGCCAUCCACGAGCUCCUGCUGGAACCGAAUCGGCGGAUAGAGGUGCAGACCUUCUUCUCCUCCCUGUUUAUGACCCUGCUGAACCAGAUCUCCUUUCUUGUGGUUGAAGGGGGCACCGACAUCCAGGAUCAGCAGCAUGUAACCGAAUGGGUGGACCCUGUCAGUGCCACCGUGGAGGCCCUGAAGGCUUUGAUGCUAAGGGCUGGGUAUGGGGACUAUGUGUCUUUUGUUCAGAAACUUGGGGGCUGGGAGCUGCUCACCAGUCCUGAAAGACACUAUGAGGGUGUCACUCUGCUGGCCAGGGCCAUGGUCGUCAAGAACUGUUGGCACAACCGCCCCAUCUUCAGCUUCAUCAUCAAAACUCUCCAAGAAGUGGGCAACACGAACCACUUGACAGCCUUCGUGUUCAUGACCGAGCUGCUCCGGUGCCCAGGUGUGGUGGCCACAGUGGAUGAGGCCACGGUCUGCGUCCUGGCAGGCUGGUUCCAGUAUGAGGAGCCCAGCACGGUGAAGCUAUUGCUGCAGGUGGUUGGGAUCUUUGCAAAGCACGGGAACAUGGUGCGACAGCUCCGCAUCCUGCAGCCCUACGUGCUCAACUGCUGUUACUCCCUGGACAGCGACAUUGUGAUGGAGACCCUCGCGCUGCUCAGGUGUCUCAUGGAGCACCUCACCUGGCAGCACUCCUCCUCCUUCCUCAUUCAGCUCACCUUCACGCUGGGGCCCUUCUUUGAGGAGGAGCCCGACCACCUGCGCUUGCUGGCCUUUGAGAUCUACAGGGCUCUCUUGGCCAAGGUCAAGAGGACGGUGCUUGUCUUCCCCUUGAAGCACCAGGUCCUCAACCUGACAGUCCUCCUCGUGCUCCACCUGGAGGAUGUGAAUGCCAGCGUGGCUCAGGUCUGCCGGUCUGCCCUGUGCCACACGGCCGCCGUACUGCGCUGGUCAAGGCUCAGAGUGGUGUUUGCUGAGAAGGACGUGUGGACCAUCCUCCGAGCGCUGCUGCAGCAGGAGGCAAGCAAAGCCCUUUGGUUCCUGAAGCAGUGUGUGACUCUCUUCAAGAGCCCCCAGGCCGCCAUCCGCCAGACAGCAGUGCGGUUUGCAGGCCAGAUCAUCCAGACCCUGGACGCCGAGGAGGCCGAUGACAUUGAGGAAGUAUGCACAGCCCUAAAGAACAUGCAGGAGGACCCUGACCCCAUGGUCAGCUGCCUCGCCACUCAGACCCUCUACAUCCUGGAAGCCAAGGAGAAGCUGCAGGCCAACACCUCGACCUCCUGCUUCUGUGGGCGGAGGGCUCAGAAGAGCUACUCCUGAGCCUGCGUCCCCAGGGCCUGGCCAGGCAUCUGCUACCGUGACACGAUGUGACAGUGGGGCCAGGCCCCCAGAAGACGACGUGUGCUCCUCACAGCCUUGUAAUAAAAGGAAGAGGCACGAA
Molecule: messenger RNA, 2896 nt
Organism: Canis lupus familiaris (dog)
Lineage: Eukaryota; Metazoa; Chordata; Mammalia; Carnivora; Canidae
Gene: MROH3
Product: maestro heat-like repeat-containing protein family member 7
Exons: 22
Coding region: 97-2775 (892 amino acids)
Cellular component (GO): cytoplasm
Source: RefSeq, a predicted model, not a curated record